GUAAUGGCACAAACUGGCACGAAAUCGAAAAAGUGUGUGGUACCACUGGAGUCACUGAUGAAGACAAUGGAGAGGAUGAUGCGUCAAAGGAGGCAACAGCGAAAGAAGGCGCAGAGGAAGCAGCAGCGGACGAAGGCGCAGAGGAGGCAGUAGCGGAUGAAAGUGCAGAGGAACGGCAGCAGACGGAAACGCAGAGGAGGCAGCGGAUGAAGGUGCCGAGGAGGCAGCGGAUGAAG
Molecule: messenger RNA, 236 nt
Organism: Racocetra persica
Lineage: Eukaryota; Fungi; Glomeromycota; Glomeromycetes; Diversisporales; Gigasporaceae
Source: the annotation of a GenBank genome assembly